CAUUUCAAGUGUAGAUAUUGGGCACCGUGAUCAUUGUCUCAGGCUACUUUUAAGUAUACGGAUACUAUCUCUUGCAUUUCAAGUGUAGGUUCUGAGCUGUUUAGGGAUUUUUUUAACCGUGAUUCGUUGAUCUUAAGCUGGUUGUAGAGAGAUGGGGAAGCCACUGAUCUAUGAAAUAUGGGAAAAACCUGCGAGUAGUUGUGUCAUAGGGAUAUGCUCUGCGAUUUGGUUCUACAUUCAGAAGAAAAACAUUGGCUACUCGAAUGUGGGAUUGAGUUACGAGACGGCGAUCGCAGGACAGUAUUGGAGAAUCAUUACAUCUGCGUUCUCCCAUAUCAGUGUCGUGCAUUUGGUUUUUAACAUGAGUGCGCUUUGGAGCCUUGGAGUCGUAGAGCAGCUGGGCCACCUGGGCCUCGGGAUCGAGUUCUAUCUCCAGUAUACUCUUGUUCUGGUAGUCUUAUCGGGAGUGUUAGUUCUAUUAACAUAUCAUAUUCUGAUUCAGAAAUUUAAGCUGGAAUACUUUAGAAGAGUGACGGCCGUGGGCUACUCAUGUGUGGUCUUCGGGUGGAUGACGAUUCUUGCAGUGAAGCAGCCAUCUUCGAAGCUGAAUCUGUUUGGGGUUCUCUCUUUGCCAAUCAGCUUUGCGCCCUUUGAAUCGUUAAUCUUCACUUCCAUAAUUGUACCCCAAGCAAGUUUCAUCGGCCACUUGUCUGGUAUUAUUGUUGGCUAUUCAAUAGCCUGGGGUUUGAUUCAUGGCAUGAGCAAUUACUGGGCAAUUUCAAUGCUUGGAUGGCUUAUACUCAUGUUUAUACUAAGCCUGAAGCGCACUGGGGCAGUUGACCUCCCCUUCAUUGAGAUUGAGCCUGUUACAGAUCCUUCACUUCCUGCUGUCGGCUUUAUUCCUUCUGGUAAUGGACGAACUUUGCAGAUGAAUAUUUUACAUGGCAGAGGUGCGGAACUUGUGUAACUUUUGGAGAAAAAUACAUCGCCAAUAGCGGGCACAUAACAUCGCUUGCUUGGAACACCCAAGAGGAAAUAUAAUAUUGUUUUUUAUUAUUAUUCUAAUGGUAAAAGAUUGUGUUGUUUCUAGAUGUCAGAGAAUUCCAAUUGUAAGCAUUCUCAUGGUCAUGACACAAAAUUGUUAUGCAAAGUGUUGUAUAUGUUUCAGUCAAUUCAUGUCUUUGAAAAAAAUCA
Molecule: messenger RNA, 1194 nt
Organism: Musa acuminata AAA Group (dessert banana)
Lineage: Eukaryota; Viridiplantae; Streptophyta; Magnoliopsida; Zingiberales; Musaceae
Product: RHOMBOID-like protein 13
Exons: 1
Coding region: 152-967 (271 amino acids)
Cellular component (GO): membrane
Molecular function (GO): serine-type endopeptidase activity
Source: RefSeq, a predicted model, not a curated record